Rhinocladiella mackenziei CBS 650.93 is the source of this 1218-nucleotide messenger RNA. RefSeq lists its product as uncharacterized. The record is from RefSeq and is a predicted model, not a curated record. The coding region runs from base 1 to 1218 and encodes 405 amino acids. NCBI's taxonomy places the organism in Eukaryota, Fungi, Ascomycota, Eurotiomycetes, Chaetothyriales, Herpotrichiellaceae. The transcript has 2 exons.
AUGGCUACUUCCGAUCACCUCGUCCUUGCAAAUGGCGCAUCCAAGCCCUCAGUAUUGAUAGUGGGAGGUCUUGGAUACAUUGGACGCUUUCUGGCAAAGUACGUUCAUUCUCAGAACCUUGCGUCUUCCAUUCGCAUCGUCGAUAAAGUCCUUCCACAGUUGGCCCAUCUUGCCCCAGAGUUCAACGAAGCAUGUUCGUCGGAGAACUUCAUCCAAGCCGACGCCUCGCGCGAGACCUCCAUGCCACGCAUCUUUGAACAUCCCGAAGGCCCAGAUGCCACCUGGGACUAUGUCUUUAACCUCGCCGGUGAGACGGCCUGGUCACAGACACCCGAGAUAUACAAGUUACGGUCAUUGCUGGUCAGUACCACACUGGCGAAAGAGGCGGCCAAACGUCGGGUCAAAGCAUUUGUCGAAGUUAGCACUGGCAUGGUCUAUGCCCCUAACCGGACCCCGCGCACGGAACAAGACAAAUUGAAGCCCUGGCUGAAACUUGCCAACGUCAAAUUGGAGGCCGAACAGGAACUUGCGCGAAUACCAGGAUUGAACCUGGUCAUCCUCCGACUGGCACAUGUCUAUGGGGAAUACGACUACAAGUUCAUUGCCAAAGGAUUAUGCUUGGCACGUGUUUAUCAAGAACAACAGAAAGAACUCAAAUGGCUUUGGACGGAAGACCUGAGAAUCAACACCGUUCAUGUGGAAGACGUUGCGCGAGCCUUGUGGGCGGCAGCCAAGUGGAGAACAACUAAUUCAACUAUUCCUUCAUCGUCACCCACCACCACCAGAAGACCAACCAUUGGCUCGAAAGGGGAAGAUGCUCCGAGCGGUAACGUCCCCAUUUUCAACAUUGUGGAUCAUGGACAAACGAGUCAAGGCAAACUUGCGGACAUUGUCUCCCAGGUUUUCGGCAUCGAGACCGGAUUUCAAGGGUCCUUGAUCUCUCAAUUCGCCAAGAUGAAUCUCGAGCAUGUCGUUGAUGAGCUCAACGAGGAUGUCCUGCAACCGUGGGCUGAUAUGCUUGAACGAAAGAACAUCACUAAGCCGGGUCCCCUCAGCCCAUUCCUAGAGAAGGAGCUACUCAAAGAUACAGAUUUGAGUCUCGACGGCAGUCUGUUUGAAAAGGUGGUCGGAUUCACAUAUAAUCGGGAAUCUGGCCUGACGGCGGAUGGUGUUAGGGAGAUGGUGGAAAGCUACAAGAGGAUGGGAUGGUGGCCUUGA